Aspergillus wentii DTO 134E9 is the source of this 1155-nucleotide messenger RNA. RefSeq names its product putative integral membrane protein. The transcript has 4 exons. The record is from RefSeq and is a predicted model, not a curated record. Bases 1 to 1155 code for a protein of 384 amino acids. Lineage: Eukaryota; Fungi; Ascomycota; Eurotiomycetes; Eurotiales; Aspergillaceae.
AUGCGAAACGUGGCCGUCCGGACCACGGCGGCCAUCUUCAUGCCCAUUGCUAGUAUUACCGUGUUUCUGCGGUGUUAUGUGCGCUUACGCAUCGUCAAGGGCUUUGGCUGGGACGAUGCGGCCAUGGUGGUGGCCAUGUUGUUUUACUUCAUGUUUGGGGGGUGCAUGAUUGGGGGGUCGUUGUACGGGACCGGCUAUGUGUUUGCUGAUUUAGAGCCGCCGAACGGGAUGAUCGCGAUGAAGUACUGGUGGCUGUGUGAGAUUGCCUAUUGCUUCGCAUCCGUCUUUUGCAAAAUCUCCGUCUGCAUCUUCUUGAUGCGCAUCACCAUCAAGCCCCUCCACAUCUGGACGCUCUACACCGUCAUGACGCUCACCGUCAUCACCUGCAUCGUCUUCAUGCUUAUCAUGUUGCUGCAGUGCCAUCCGCUGCAGUACUUCUGGACCCGCCAUGCCGGCGAUCCCAGCAUCCAGGGCUACUGCAUCAAUAUGCAGAUUGUCGUGGCCAUGACAUACGUGUACAGUGUGUUUGCGGGCGCGUGUGACUUUACCGUGGGCAUUUUGCCCGUCUUCCUCGUGAAGAGCUUGAAUAUGCAUCGUCAGACCAAGUUGGCUGUUAUCGGUAUUCUGAGUAUGGCUUGCAUUGCCUCUUCUGCUGUGAUUGUCCGAUUUCCCUUUGUUCACACCUUUGCCGACCCGGACUUUCUCUACUCCACCUAUCAAAUCGCCAUCUGGUCCAACAUCGAAACCGGCCUCGGCAUCACCGCCGGCUCCCUCGCCACGCUCCGCCCUCUCCUCCGCAAAGUCCUCGGAUCCUCCGGUGGACGAGACUACACAUCCGGUCUCCCCCAUCGCUCGUCCUCGCGCAUGCCCGGCGUCAGCCACGAUCGGCCCUAUCCUCUCGGUUCAGUCGACCGGGACGCGCCGCGGUUACGGCCCGACAAGCUCGCCGUGACGGUCACUACCAUUCAGAGCCAGAACCACGAUACCUGGACGAAUAUCUCGGCCAGUCCGCAUAGUAGUGAGGAGCGGUUGAAUGUGCAGCAUCCCACGUUGCCGGGGAUUUCGGAGACGGGGGGUGAGAUUGGGCUCAGUAUUCAUCGCACGGUGGAGGUGACGCAGACGAUGGAUGAGUCGAGCAUACGGGAACAUGUUUGA